AGGGCGCGGGGACCGCCGCGCCAGCCAGACGCGCCGGGGCGCACCGAGCCGCCGCGUCCCCCGCUGCCCGCCGCGCACUGCUCGCGCUGCCAGGGGAGUUUUUUACGCCUUUUUCUGCUAAUUUACUUUUUCUUUUUUUUUUUUUUUGCAUUUUCCUUUUUUUUUCCCCCCUCUUUUUUUUUUCUUUCUUGUUCCUCUCCUCGCUGCCUGCCGCCUCCUAUCCCCGUCCCCUGCUAUGGACUAUUCGCACAUGAUCGUCUCGCUGCUCUUCGUGGUGUGCCCGGGACUGCUGCCGGCAGCCCCCGGAGCCGCUGCCGCCGCCGCGCCGCCCCCCGCCGCCGCGCACCGCCGCGCCCGCCGCUGCUCCUGCUCCUCGCUGCUCGACGAGGAGUGCGUCUACUUCUGCCACCUCGACAUCAUCUGGAUCAACACCCCCGAGAAGACUGUUCCGUAUGGACUUGGAGGCCCUUCUCGAUCCAGAAGAUCACUGAAGGACAUGGUGCCUGAGAUACUCACUGAACCUAGCAGCAGAUGUCAAUGUGCCAACCAGAAAGACAAGAAAUGUCUGAGCUUCUGCCAGACAGGAAAAGAACUCUGGGCUCAGUCUACAAUGGAGAAAAGCAUGCAGCACCGGAACAAGGGUGGCAAUUGCCUUGGACCCAGAUGUGUGAAUCAACAGUUUGUUGGCAGCAGGAAAAUGAAGAGGCUGGAGGCCAUUGGUAACAGUAUCAAAGCUUCCUUCAGUAUUGCAAAGCUGAAGGCUGAGCUCCAGAAGGGGAGGAAGCUGAAACAUAACAGGGCGAAUAAAAGACGAAGCACCUGGGAAAGCCUAAAAACAUCCUAGUGGGAAGAUCAACCAAAUCAUUCAUCAUCACACUUUUUGACAAAGUGUCACCAAAACUCUGUUUUGAAUUUUAACAUUCUACGAUGGCAAAGCGCCUUUCUGUCCCAAGUGGUUGUGCAACAGAACACAACACGAAAGAAGUUCUGUAUUUGGAGGUGUAAAAGCAGUACAACUCUAGGAUUUCGUUCUUUUGGAAUCCAGACGGAUGGGUAGAGGGGGUGAAGGGAAAUGCUCAGUAGCAUAUGUUAAACGCCCUCUUUCUGAAGAAACAUUUGAAUAUUGUUUCUGGAAUGUUACCGAUCAAUUCAGCAGCUUUCAGUGUCGACCUCAAAAGCAUUUUGCAAGGAACACUUUACAGAUGUGCUUAGAAAGGAGAGAAGGCAAUAUUUGAAUGGACAGACUUCAAAACAAAGACUAUUCUUUUGAUGAAAAUGCAAAAUGAAAGCCACCAUGCUACUUUAAUCAGGACUUACUGCAUAUAUACAUGUCUACCUCGCAUACUGUUUGUUGCACUUCUGCUAGAGUAUUUUUACACCUUGUUAUUGCCUUUACUAAUCAGCUGCAACCCUUUGCCUUUUUUCAGCAGUCUAGUUUACUCUUACAACCAGAGUUAUCUGAAUGUGGGUUAGAUGCUGUGCCUGUGCUUGUUUGGAUAGUCAAAAGUUCUGAAUACUAAAGGACUGUUCAACAUAGAAUAAAAGUUAGAGAACACAACUACACUUCACAUAACAAAGAGAUUUGGCUAACUGAGGUUCCAAUAAUAGAGGUUGUUAUGUCUUGCACACCACCAGAAAUGCACUGAAGCAGAGCUGCAGCAGAUACUGUUGUGAGAUUUAUUCAGUGUCUUGUUUGGUGUAAAUCUGCAGAGACAAAGGGUUGUUUUAAUUUAUGUCAAAAGGCUAAUAUUGGGUGAAUGUUUAUAGCAGCGAAUUUGUUCACAUUGUUGAAUUUUCUGACAGGUUUAAUUGAAUUCAGUGUGCUUAAUUUGUAUGUGUUUUGUAUUUAUAUUACACAAAUUCUUCAUUAUAUUUACCAUGUUGAAUACACAUUGAAGUAGGCCAUAUUGGUCUAUGCAUGUUUUAUGUAUUUCUGUAUGAAAUUGGGAAAUGCUUUAUGCCUAUCAAGGUAAAUAUCUUCAGAAAUAAAUAUU
Rhea pennata is the source of this 1994-nucleotide messenger RNA. RefSeq names its product endothelin 1 (gene EDN1). Gene Ontology annotation, cellular component: extracellular region. Lineage: Eukaryota; Metazoa; Chordata; Aves; Rheiformes; Rheidae. The record is from RefSeq and is a predicted model, not a curated record. Gene Ontology annotation, biological process: vein smooth muscle contraction; intracellular calcium ion homeostasis; regulation of vasoconstriction. Bases 236 to 844 code for a protein of 202 amino acids. Gene Ontology annotation, molecular function: endothelin B receptor binding; hormone activity; endothelin A receptor binding. The transcript has 5 exons.